Molecule: messenger RNA, 423 nt
Organism: Candidula unifasciata
Lineage: Eukaryota; Metazoa; Mollusca; Gastropoda; Stylommatophora; Geomitridae
Source: the annotation of a GenBank genome assembly
CGCUGUGGCUCUGGUUCAGAUGAUGAUGAAAGUAACGAUACACCAGAAGGACGUCGAGCAGCCAGAAAGAGAAAAGUUUUGGAGCAGAUUAACGAAACAUUUGCCGCAGAAGUAGCAGCUGCCACCACAGCAAGACAGAAACCUAAACGUGUCAUUAAGCUUCCGGAUGAACCAGAUGUCAGUGAAGAUGGGGUUAUAACCAUUAGUUUGAGAACCCCUAUUGGAACAAUUUGUCAGCGUAGAUUUUACAACUGUGAUACCAUUCAGUGCCUUCUUGAUUACAUCACAACGCAAGGAUUCAGCCAGACAAGAUACACAGUCUCUACAUCGUAUCCAAGAACGCUGCUAGAAAACCCUUGUAAUUCUUUCUCAGACUAUAACUUUGGGAAGAGAGUCACUUUAAAUAUCGAGGAAAAGGAUUGA